GUUGACUCGGAGGAGGGGCUGGGUCGGAUGCGCGAGCGGCUCACCGCCGCGCGCGAGAUCGCCGUCGACCUCGAGUCGCACUCCUACCGCUCCUACCGCGGCUUCGUCUGCCUGAUGCAGGUCUCGACCCGCGAGGAGGACUACUUGGUCGACACGCUCGAGCUGCGGGGCGCGCUCCACUCGCUCAACGACGUCUUCACCGACCCGCGCGUCACCAAGGUGCUGCACGGGUGCGAUUCGGACGUGCUCUGGCUGCAAAGGGACUUUGGCCUCUACCUCGUCGGCGUCUUUGACACGGGCCAGGCGGCAAGGGUGCUCGAGUUCCCUUCCUUCUCGCUCGCGCAUCUGCUCAAGUCGUACUGCGGCGUCACGGCGAACAAGACGUACCAGAUGGCCGACUGGCGCCUCCGCCCUCUCACCGCCGAGAUGAUCACGUACGCGCGCGAGGACACGCACUACCUGCUCUACAUCUACGACCAGCUCAAGUCCGAGCUCGAGGCGUGCCAGCGAUCGGCCGCCGUGUGGCAGCGCUCCGCCGAGCUGUGCCGCCAGGCCUACCACACCGUCCCGUACUCUCCCUCGGACCACCUGACGCUGCUGCGCCGCCAGAACGCGUCGACGCUGACGGCGCCGCAGCUGGCGGUUCACCGCGCGCUCUUUGGGUGGCGGGACGGGCUUGCGCGCUCGGAGGACGAGAGCUGCGCGUACGUGCUGCCCAACCACAUCCUCCUCAAGCUCGCCCAGGCGGUGCCGCGGACCGCCGAGCAGCUCCGGCUCCUCUGCCACCCGCUGCCUCCCCUCCUCAACUACCACACUCCUUCCCUCCUCGAGACCAUCGCAGCCGCCGCCGACGGCACCGCCGCCGCCGCGCCGGACGCCGCCGCCACCGCCGCUGCGCCCUCCGCCGCGCCGCCGCGCGCGCAGUACCCGCAGCCGCCACAGCCGCUGCCGUCCGCGCCCGCGAUGCCGAGUGGCGGUUCAGGCGGGUACGGAGGCGGCGCUGGC
This is a messenger RNA of Emiliania huxleyi CCMP1516, 1005 nucleotides long. RefSeq lists its product as hypothetical. The annotation marks the transcript as partial. Gene Ontology annotation, biological process: histone mRNA catabolic process; nuclear polyadenylation-dependent CUT catabolic process; exonucleolytic trimming to generate mature 3'-end of 5.8S rRNA from tricistronic rRNA transcript (SSU-rRNA, 5.8S rRNA, LSU-rRNA). Gene Ontology annotation, cellular component: nuclear exosome (RNase complex); nucleolus. Gene Ontology annotation, molecular function: 3'-5'-RNA exonuclease activity; nucleotide binding; nucleic acid binding. The record is from RefSeq and is a predicted model, not a curated record. The transcript is spliced from 6 exons. NCBI's taxonomy places the organism in Eukaryota, Haptophyta, Isochrysidales, Noelaerhabdaceae.